Messenger RNA from Setaria italica (foxtail millet), 1693 nucleotides. Its product is annotated as E3 ubiquitin-protein ligase ATL31-like. The transcript has a single exon. Lineage: Eukaryota; Viridiplantae; Streptophyta; Magnoliopsida; Poales; Poaceae. The record is from RefSeq and is a predicted model, not a curated record. Bases 66 to 1337 code for a protein of 423 amino acids.
GACAGGCUAGUCAACCCGCCCACACGUCUCCCGGUCCCCCCGCCUCUGCCCCGGCGCGCGCAAGGAUGCCCACGCCUCGCCACGGCCGCGCGCUGCUCGCCGCGCUCCUCGCGUCCGCGCUCGCCGCGGCCAGCGCGCAGCCGGCGUCGCCUGGCGUCGACGAUGACUACAUGUCCGGCCAGGUGCACGUCAGCAAGGCCAUGAUCGCGCUCCUCGCCGCCGUCGUCGCGGUGUUCGUCUUCAUCGCCUUCUUCACCGUCUACCUCCGCCACUGCACCGGCGGCUACGCGGCCAGGUCCGACGACGACCGCGCCGCCGUCCCCAAUUUCGACGCCUUCAUCUCGCGGUCGCGGAGGCAGCGGCGCCCGCGCGGGCUCGACGCCGAGGUGGUCGAGGCGUUCCCCACCAUGAGGUACGCCGAGGCCAAGGCGCUCCGGAUCGGGAAGGGCGGCGCGCUCGAGUGCGCGGUGUGCCUCAGCGAGUUCGAGGAUGAGGAGCGGCUCAGGCUGUUGCCCAAGUGCAGCCACGCCUUCCACCCGGACUGCAUCGGCGAGUGGCUCGCCAGCCACGUGACCUGCCCCGUCUGCCGCUGCAACCUCGACCCAAACAAGGACACGAGUAGCGAUGAGGAGCCGAGCUUCGGAUCGAUUCCGGUAGCGAGCAGCAUCUCCAGCGAAACAGUGGUUGCACGGCAAGGUGAUGGUCCGCUACCGGUGGCCGUGGUGAUCGACGUGGUAACCGAGGAGGAGGAAGAGGAGCGGAGGCAGGAGGCGCUGGAGCUGCAGCAGAUAGGGUCCCAGCGGAGAGCCAUGCGGCCGCGGUCGGGGCGCCGGCCGGCGACGGCGCAGCUUGCCCGGUCGCACUCCACCGGCCACUCCCUCGCCGUCCGGCUCGACCGCGACCUGGAGCGGUUCACGCUGCGGCUGCCGGAGCACGUGCGCAGGGAGAUGGCCGCCGCGAGCGAGCACAGCUUGCAAUCGCGUCGCGGGCGAAGAGCCGGGGAAGGAAGCAGCCGCGACGGCCGCAGCGCCCCGCUCUGCCAGCCGAGCAGAUGGCAGUCGAUUCUCGCGAGGACGUUCUCUGGGAAGCUUUCCUUCUUUUCGUUUUCGGCGUCGAGGAUGACGUUUAGCUCCGACAGGGGAGAAGUGUCUUCCUCGUCGUUCACGAGGCUCAGAGAGAAGCGCGUGGCCGCCGUUGAUGCCGCCGAUGUUCCUACUAAGGGGAGCGUUCUCCUGGACUGCAUUGGAGGCAGCGCAUCCUGUGCAAAAGCUGGUGCUGCGUCCCGCGAGGUGGCGGUGGACGAGGAGAAGGCAGUUACGCAGCGGCUUCCGACGUAGAACGGGAACAGCAGGUUUGAACGUAGAAACCUGAAAAGUGAUCUUGUUUCACACGCGAAAGAAAUGGAUCUUUCGGUCUGUGGGCAACAGGGUGCUGAUUUCCUGCUGUAAUCAACGUGGUAGUGCUCGAAAUUCCGUUGAAAAAAUUGAGAUGUACAAAUUGUAGUUGUAAUUUUGUACAGGAGCAGAACCAUAAGCUACAAGCAGUAGAGAUGUCUGAACAAAUGUCUGAAUUUCUUCUCUGAUUAUGCAUCGUCUAGAUUCUGAAGUUGCGUACUUGUGUUUUACUUUGUACCCCCGGAAUCUGUUUCGUUGCUAUGCAUUUUAGCAGACUUCAUCAUGCGUUUUCUUCAGAA